Eupeodes corollae is the source of this 453-nucleotide messenger RNA. RefSeq names its product U6 snRNA-associated Sm-like protein LSm8. The transcript has a single exon. Bases 109 to 399 code for a protein of 96 amino acids. Gene Ontology annotation, molecular function: RNA binding. Gene Ontology annotation, cellular component: precatalytic spliceosome; U6 snRNP; U4/U6 x U5 tri-snRNP complex. Lineage: Eukaryota; Metazoa; Arthropoda; Insecta; Diptera; Syrphidae. The record is from RefSeq and is a predicted model, not a curated record. Gene Ontology annotation, biological process: mRNA splicing, via spliceosome.
UUCUGUCACUGUUUUUCCCCCCAAGUGUCAAACAAGACACAAAUGUUGUGCCAAAAAUAAUUAAUCUUUUAACUUGAAACACCAGUAAACGUUUUUCAAAACAAAAUAAUGGCUUCAGGUUUGGAAGCUUACGUUAAUCAUACAGUAUCGAUAAUUACUGCAGAUGGAAGGAACUUUAUAGGAACACUCAAAGGAUUUGAUCAGACAAUUAAUAUAAUUUUAGAUGAUUCCCAUGAACGUGUCUUCUCAACAACAGCCGGCAUCGAACAAAUUGUCUUGGGCCUGCACAUUAUUCGAGGCGAUAACAUUGCAGUGAUCGGACAAAUAGAUGAAGCAAUUGACUCGAGACUGGAUUUCAGUACCAUAAGGGGUGAGCCCCUGGGUCCAGUAAUCCACUAGCAUUUAUUUAACCCGCCAUUAUAAAAUAAAAAAAUAUAUCUAUACAACAGAAAA